Enhydra lutris kenyoni (northern sea otter) is the source of this 1111-nucleotide messenger RNA. RefSeq names its product zinc finger protein 524. The record is from RefSeq and is a predicted model, not a curated record. Bases 97 to 888 code for a protein of 263 amino acids. Gene Ontology annotation, cellular component: nucleus. Lineage: Eukaryota; Metazoa; Chordata; Mammalia; Carnivora; Mustelidae. The transcript is spliced from 2 exons.
CCGGCCCUGUCGCCCCCGCGCGCGCACACUCGCGAGCCCAGGCGACAUGCAAAUGAGCCCGGCUCCAGUGCCCAGACCCAAGCCCCCCACUGCUCAAUGGACACCCCCAGCCCAGACCCGUUGCCUUCGCCUUUGCCGGGGGAGGAAGAGAAACCUCUGGCUUUACCUCCUCCUGUUCCCCGGGGACGCCGAGGCCGGCGUCCCGGGGGGGCCACCUCCUCGAAUCGGACACUCAAGGCCACCCUCCCUCGCAAGCGGGGCCGCCCCACCAAGUCAGGGCAGGAGCCCCCACUGGCACAGGGGGUGACAGCCCCUGUGGGCGGCGGCAGUGGCAGCGACCUCCUGUUGAUCGAUGAUCAGGGUGUGCCCUAUACGGUCUCUGAGGGGUCAGCGGCAGGUUUGCCUGGGGGCUCUGGCCCUAAGAAGGCCCCGCACUUCUGCCCUGUGUGCCUGCGGGCCUUCCCUUACCUCUCCGACCUGGAGCGCCACAGCAUCUCGCACUCAGAGCUGAAGCCCCAUGAGUGCAAGGAUUGCGGCAAGACCUUCAAGCGGUCCAGCCACCUGCGGCGGCACUACAACAUCCAUGCCGGCCUCCGGCCCUUCCGCUGCCCUCUCUGCCCUCGCCGCUUCCGCGAGGCAGGCGAGCUGGCCCACCACCACCGUGUCCACUCUGGGGAACGCCCUUACCAGUGCCCUGUCUGCCGGCUGCGCUUCACGGAGGCCAACACGCUCCGGCGCCAUGCCAAACGCAAGCACCCUGAAGCCAUGGGGGUGCCCCUGUGUUCCCCGGACACAGGGCCCGAACCGCCGUGGGACGACGAGGGCAUUCCAGCUACGGCGGGGGCCGAGGAGGAGGUGGAGGAGCCGGAGGGGAAAGAGCUGGCUUGACCCACACCCUGGGCCACCGCUGCCGAGGUCACAUGUAGAGCUGGGGUCUCGGCUGGUGCUGAGCCUGGGCAGGAAAGCUGGGACACCCUCAAACCUGGUGGUCUUCCUGUUGUGGGAGGGGGUCGAGGGUGAGGACCUAAACUCCUGGGUCCUGCUGCCUUCUGCCACCCUCCCUGGGACUGACAGGCCCCUGGGGGCAGGGACCUUGGAAAUAAAUCUCUGC